This is a messenger RNA of Acaulospora morrowiae, 1212 nucleotides long. The record is from the annotation of a GenBank genome assembly. Lineage: Eukaryota; Fungi; Glomeromycota; Glomeromycetes; Diversisporales; Acaulosporaceae.
AUGAUAAAGUCUUCUUACAAUUUUGGUAAUCAUGAUGAGGAUAUUGAUAUUUUUAUUAGUCGCUUUUCUGCAUAUUUGGCUGGUAUAGAUGUAAAUCCAGUAGGUGUAGCCCGAGAUAGAGCUUUUGGUAUUCUACGGGGAUGUUUAUCUGGAUCAGCAUUAGACUGGUUCGAUCGAAAAAUUCUUGGUAAACGAUGGGAGCUUCAUAACAUUCUCGCAAAUCAUGGACAAGCUAAUAUAGCUGGUGUUCAAGGACGUACCAUGGCACAAAUGAAUAAUACUAAUAGUUUUAGAAAUCCCUCUAUUGCUCAUACCUAUGCUAAUGUCCCUGCUAAUAAUGCUGUAACAGUAGGGAACUCGAUGGUUCCAGCAGAAGCUUUUAUAGAAGAUUGGCGUUUAGCCGGGGGCCGUCCAUCAGAUAGACCCGUCAAUGCAGUAAAUGCUGCUAAUAAUAAUCCUAUCAUAUUUGAUAAUAUACGGAUUGGGCAGGCUUUAUAUUGGUUAAAGAAUGAGUACCCCACAGUACUUAGUGAGAAACGUAAUCUAGUGUUUGGAUCAUUGGCUCAAGGUGAUGAUCCUUUAGGAGUAUUCUAUUCAAAACUUAGAAAGUAUGGGAAAAUGUUAAACCAUGAUGAGGAGCAAAUCAAAGGCCAGUUUUUACGUGGCUUGUCUUCUGAUCUAGAGGAUGAUGCAGAGCGUAUUGGCACUGAACAACCCUUAGAAGAUCUUUUUACUACAUUAGAACGAAUUGAAACACGCAGAUUGGAAAAAAGACUGGGUUUAGUUUCUAAAAUACCUCAGUCUGGCUAUAAGCCAUCAUCCAAAUCUCGGGAAAAAGAUUAUUACUCCAGCGAUACGGGUAUGACCGAAGCUAACGUCAGAAACUUGGUGAAAUCUAUAAUGUCUGAACAAUCACAACCCGUCUCACAAACCAUCUCUUCUAAGUCCCAGGAUAACCAAAUCACACUUUCACAAGAUGAUUUCAAAAAAAUUAUAGUGGGUUUGAAGGGAACUAUUGCUAAAGGACAGCAAACUUUGAAGAAACCUCCUGGUCCAGGGAAACAAAAAGCGGAUGAUCUUGCUGUAAACCGUUUUUUAGAUAGUUUAACAAAUAAUACAGGUUUACCAGGAGAAGAUUAUGACUAUGAUCCAGUUGAAGAUUUGAGAUUACAGCUUGAGCAGUUGGAUAUCAAUCAAGCAAAAUUAGCUUGA